Messenger RNA from Fusarium odoratissimum NRRL 54006, 536 nucleotides. RefSeq lists its product as uncharacterized. The record is from RefSeq and is a predicted model, not a curated record. The transcript has a single exon. The coding region runs from base 96 to 536 and encodes 146 amino acids. NCBI's taxonomy places the organism in Eukaryota, Fungi, Ascomycota, Sordariomycetes, Hypocreales, Nectriaceae.
CUUCAAACAAUUUCAUUUGCACAUUCCCAAAACAACAAGUUUCAUUAGACUUUCUCUCGUCUAUUCUUCAAUCCACGUCAUAUCAUCAUUGAAAAAUGGCCGUUGCUAUACCGGAGUAUUGUCGGCGCCUACUAUGGAACUCAAGAGCAUUCAUACAGUUGGCCAGAAACGCCAUAGCAACUAGCAGUCCAUUCUGGAUACCUGCGGUAGCCUUGGUAGGAAACCGGAGCUAUUUACAUACUGUGGCCCGAGGCAGCGACUAUCCGCUUUCACACCGCUACCAAUAUUCAGCUGGACCUUCAUGGCUACUGACGAUGCAAAAGGCUACCCACGGUACACCGACUGAGAGCGAGGAGGAUGUCGUCGCGGAUCGCUCGACAGAAGAUCCACUUCCUCCAGAGAAGCACCACACGAUCCGAAUGCCUGCUGGGGAUGCAGGUCCUAAGCCCACAGAGUCAGAGGAAGAUGUGGUUGCAGACCGGACAGAUGACGACCCUCUGCGCCCAAAAGAGAUGCCUCGACGCAAAACCAAUUAG